CACGCAGGUUGUUAUUUUUAUUUCAAUACACAUGUGAAAACGUCAGAAACAUAGCAACAGGACUGGCAAAAACGAAGCUGUUAUUGUGCAACAAGAAACGAAUCGAGAUCAACUGCAAUGGGACAACUAAGGGUUAAUGUAGUGUUCAUAUUUAUUCUUCUACCCAUUGACUACACACAAAUCUGGGUAGAGAUAACUGCGAACUGUUGUCAUGGUGACGUUAAAUAGCUGAAAACAACAUAUCUAAGCAAUGAACGUUAAGGUGAAGCUUGUCGAGAGUCCUACCAUCUUUUUGUUAAAAAUAGACAGUGAUUGUCUCAUAACGGAAUCUGCUGACAUUUCAGAAGAAAAUCAAUUGGAAUUAAAAAAUUUAAAUCCAAAUGCGCAAGGAUGUUGCAAGAGCACCCAAACGAACACCGCGUUGCAGAUCUCGGAGAAAGAACAAACAGCUCCCUUGAUUAUGAAUGACCAAGACUCGCAGGCAACUGUUUGGGAUUUGUUCGAUUCUUAUCGAGCUGUAGAAAAAGACGAACCAACCGAUGAAAAGUCGAAUGCAAUAAAAAGCCCACCAACAGUUUCUAAAAUAACGUCAUUAGGAAGAUCUCUGUCGUCGAUCGAAAUCGCUCCUCUGUGGGCCGAAAUGGUUGGCGUCGCUUGGCCGCGAGAUCCUCUUCAAAGAGUGGAGACUGACGAUGGAUUAAGAUUCAAAUUGGAAUGGAAGAUGAUUUGGUGCGACGACAAUCAAUUUACCAAAGUCAACUGUGUGGCGUGUAACCCACAAGAUCGAAUGCUCUUCGCCGUAGCGUAUCAGAACCUGAGCACCUACAGAGGCUUCAUCACUUGCUGGAACGUGCAAAACAUAACUUAUCCGGAACUUGUUAUUUCCUCUAGCACCAACCCAACCACCGUUAAAUUCUCGAUUGACAAUCCACGUCUCAUCGCAGUUGGCGACGAAAGUGGCAUGGUUCGCUUCAUUAGCAUCUCCUCUUCGUCAGGCCACAUUGCAGAAAAUCGGGUUCAAAACACUGGCCAUAAAGGAAGCGUGCUUGACUUGUGUUGGGUUGGGAGCAAAGUACUCAGCAGCGGAAGUGACGGGCGAGUUCUCAUGUGGACGGCUGUGACGAUCGAGCUCACACUCGAAUGUCAAGUUAUUGCAGAACUGCAACCGUCCUACUAUCAUCUGGAACUGCCAAGGUUGAUUGAACUGACUUUGCUCUCACAACCGGACUGCCUUCCUACGCCGGCUGCUCGGUGUUGCGUCGCACCGCUCAAAAGCGACCCGGAUCGAUUUAUCAUUGGCUCCGAAGAUGGUUCUCUUCACACCUUUUCUUUCCUUCAAAACUAUGUACCGCUCUUGACGAAUCAAAGGCAUGUCGGGGCAGUCGUUCAUAUGGAAAGAAUAGAUUAUGAAGGCAAGGAAUUUCUCAUCUCCCUCGGAAAUGAUAACAUGAUAUACGUGGAGACACUGCUGGCAAGAGAGAAAGGUCAAGUUACACCUCUCUUUCCCGAGCCCUUGGGAUCCAUCAUCAAUUUCACGUGUAACCCUGAUACCCCAGAGUUGAUGGCCAUCUUGAAACCUGAUUCAAUCGAACUGUGGAAAAUAUUUCCAGCGGCCAUGUUUUUAAUCAGCGCUCGCAGGAUGCCCGAUCCCGCGUGUAAAACUUCACGACUCACUACCGUGUGUUUCCUUCCUCAUUCAAAGGCCCUUCUUGUCGGCGAUGACAUUGGUAAAAUCCACGUUUAUUCUCAUAAUUACACACCGUGAAAGUAACGUGUAUUUAUUGUAAUCACACACACCAACCGUGGCGUGCUUUAAAGUAAAAAAAAAAUAAUUACAACAAGU
Molecule: messenger RNA, 1843 nt
Organism: Daphnia magna
Lineage: Eukaryota; Metazoa; Arthropoda; Branchiopoda; Diplostraca; Daphniidae
Product: dynein axonemal intermediate chain 4
Exons: 10
Coding region: 251-1765 (504 amino acids)
Biological process (GO): cilium movement
Cellular component (GO): axonemal dynein complex
Molecular function (GO): dynein light chain binding; dynein heavy chain binding
Source: RefSeq, a predicted model, not a curated record